Molecule: messenger RNA, 3123 nt
Organism: Solea solea (common sole)
Lineage: Eukaryota; Metazoa; Chordata; Actinopteri; Pleuronectiformes; Soleidae
Exons: 5
Coding region: 94-1002 (302 amino acids)
Source: RefSeq, a predicted model, not a curated record
CAAGGAAGUAAGAGUGCUGCGAUACAAAGUCUGAUUGACACUGCAAACACGGACUCUUCUCUGUAGGGACACUUUUUUCAGCUUUGGACAACAAUGAAGAACAAGGUGCUUUUUGCUCUGAUGGUGAUUAUAUCAUCAUUGGUCGCGACCACACAAACUACUACAACUACUCGACCAAAAACUACUACUACACCACCAAGAACUACUACAAGUCUUCCAAGAGCAAAUUUAAAUGGGAAGAUGUUCACAUUAUCUGUAAAUGUGGGAGGAAUAACCUUAUAUUCACCAUAUUCUACCACUACCCACUCACCACGACCAGCCACCACCAGCUCCCCUUAUCAUCAGACAACACAGCCUUCGGUUACAGGUUGGUCUGUGUGUCUGCGUUACCUCAGUGACACACAGUCCCACAAUAUCUUCACCAUCUGUCCAUCCUGCUCCAACGCUGUAAUUCUGAGCGCUGCUUCUAAAACUUUAUUUCGUCUGUCCAACCGUUAUGGAUAUGGUUACGGUAGUAGUUACAGUAGUGGUUACGGUAGUGGUUACGGUAGUGGUUCCAGUUUCGAGCCCAACAUUAAUUUUAUGUCAGUAAGUGAAUUGGACAUAUGGACUAAAGUCUGUGUCACUGUGGACAACGUGAAGAGUGUGGCCCAGCUGUUCAGCGGCUCAAACAUGAGCAUCAGGAAGAUGCUGCGUUUGCAGUCUUCAUGGACAGGUGCGCCAACGAUUAGAAUUUCAGGUUUUGAUGGUCAGGUGACAGACGUUCAGAUGUGGGAUUAUCCUCUACUUUACGAAGACGUCAGCAACUACAUGAACUACAGAGAUUACGCCGGCUCCAUUCUCACCUGGUCUGACAUCAGCUACUCUGUUGGGAAUUUGCUGCUGGAGGACGUCUACGAAUUUCAGGCGAGAGAGCCAAUCAGCAGGAGGAGGAAGGGCUGUCGUCGUAAGGGAGGGAAGAAGACAAGGAAGGGUUUCACUUUGGGUGAAAGUGAGCAGUAAGGCUUUGAGGAAACAUACAAACGCACAUAUAAACUGCAUCCUCUGUUCUUAAAUCAGUAUUUCAUCAACAAUCAGUAAUUCAUCUCUACUGUCAAAGAAACGGUCCUGUCUAUAACAAACUGUGCUGUCGACGAUCAUCUUACAGGCCAUGGCCUAAUCUCCUCUUUGUACCGGUUUAAUGAGUAUUAAAGGAAACCUUAGGGUACCUUGGGUUUUGCUUUCGACUGCUAUCCAUCGCAUCCUUUUUCUCGGUUUGAGGUUUGAGCAACGAAACUACGACACAUCUUACACUUGUACACGGCAAAAUCCACAAAACCAUAUUUAAAUGAAUGUAUUUCCACCUGCUUUUAUGUCACAACUGAAGGAAAUGAAUAUUUUUUUGUCUUUAAUAAUGAGUCGUACAUAAAAUGUUCCAAUAUCCAACACAAGGUGAGCACAGGGAAAUACAGACAUUCAGCCUAUAUUAGUCAUUUGUUUUGUAUUUUUUAUGUCCAGGUUCAGACUUUAGAGUCACUCUCACUGUGAUCACAACUUCAUUUACAAUGAAGUUUACAUGUUUACAUUUACAUGUUUUUCUUGUUCUGUUCAAGUGUGUAUUCACAGAUCACAUGCAAAUAUUUAACCCUCACUAAUCUUCAUAUGAAAAACAUUAAUGUACUAAAAUGAAUGAAAGCACUCUGGUUACGGUCAGCUGUUACUAAGCAAAUCAGAGCAGUAACUCACCGGAACCUAAUUACUGUGUGUGAAAAAGCCUUUUAGAUCAUAUUGGCACAGUAGUAGUAUUUAGAAUUUGGUCAGAAACUGUACCUACAUUUUAUUUCAACAUAAAAGAGACCACUGUAUUGGCAACAAGAUCAAACAGACAAGGCCAAAAUAUUCAAAUAUGAUCUUAGAUAUUCCACGUUUUUCUUGUAUCUGCUUGUAAAAAAACACUUAAACAGGGAUGAAAUGAAAAUGUUGAUUUAAUUUGAUGCAAGGCUGCCAUGACUUCAAUAUAAUACUGUAUCAUAAAUGAAAAGCCGUGUCAAGAGUAAGUAGAUUCAAACAAAGUUAAUAACUGUAGAACAUCUAUACACAUAAAACUAAAAUCAACCCCAUCACUUUCCUACUUAAAUGUAGUCCAACUGGUCAUAUAGUGCUUUAGUAUAGUGGUUGUGGCUUUAAACAAAAAAGAAUGUGUAGCUGUGCAAUAUUGUAAGCUUGUAUUAAUCUAGGUUUACCUUGUCAUUUGGAAGAUUUUAAUUUUCUCCCACUUCAUAUGAUGAUGGAUCAAAGAUUACGGCACUUAAAACACCAGGGUCAGUGCAAUUUUAACAAUAUUAAAUAUGCCCUAAUAUUUGAAUUUGAAGCCGUUUUCAGGUAAUUAUCUAAUCACAAUUAAACCUCAGAUUUUAACUUAUAACUAAUCUGGAGUUUGAUUAAAUGUCUAUGAAAUGUUCCUCUUUUUUUUUAGUAUUCAAACAUUGGCAGAGACAUCAAUAAAUAGGUGGACCUUAGCAAAACAGUUAUUAUUCAUUAACACGUCAUAAAAUCUGACAUUCUCAGUGUUGGUUAGCAGAUGAGCAACAAACAACAACACUAAUGCUAAGAAAGGUAAAUAAACAUUGUAUAAAGACAUUCUUUUUUUUUAUGAGACAUCUAAAGUUAUAUCAAAAUAAUUAUUGUACAACCGCAUAGUUGGGAGACCAUUGUUUACAAAAGUCUUAAUUCUCAGCCGCUACAGAGUGGUACAUGAGAACGAAUGGCCAACAAUUAAACAAAAUAGUAAUCAUUUGUUAAAAUGUUUUCUUUAACAAAUAUAAAACGUACAUGGUUGCCCAACAACCAGAUGCCACAGGGUUUGUUUUUUCCAGCCAGCACUUUCUUUUUUUACUUUACAAUCAUCUUAUUUUUAACCAAGUGAUAUUUUUAAAUGUAUACAAAUAACGAGCAGGUAAACACAAAGAUUAUCUGCCAGUAAGUCAGUGUAACAUACAGUGUUUAUGAUAAAUACAUGACCUGUAAAAAUGUUAUUGCUGUCAUUUUAUUGUAUAUGGCUUUGCUAUUAUUAUAGUAUAUGUUAUGGUUCCAGGACUGUUUGAAAGAAUCACAGGGGUAAAUCAAUUACUUUUCAAAAAUUCU